GGGAGCAUGUGACCAGCUAAGCCGGAAGCUGGGCUGCAGAGAGGAGAGACAGACAAGGGGAAGGAGUGUGGUGCCCGGAUCCCAUCUGAGAGAGAGAGAGCAGACACAGGCAAUUUGUCUGGUUCUCCCCCGGAAAGGUACUUGCGAGCAGAACUUCACAUACACAAAGGAUGUAUAUGGGAGUGAGGUGCGCGUGCCACAGAACAUUCUCUUCCUUCUUCACCAGUGGUGCAGUCUGGAAUGCCUUGAGUAGAGGUCCUCCUUCCAUCCCAAGGCGUGUCCCCCCUAGCAAAGCAUUUUCCAUAUCUCCUUGCCAUUACCAGAAGCAGCAGUCGGACUCCAGGCCCCCUUCUGUUCCCUUACGUGCCAGAGUCGCUGUGAGCUGCAUUAUUGGUGGGGCUGCUCUGGGCAUUUGGCUUUAUCUGCGAUGGGAGAAACAGGAACAGCAGAAAUUGCAGCGUAUCCAGCAGCUUCAGACUCUUGCGGUGGGACAAGGAGAUUUCAGCCUAGUGGAUCACACUGGUCAGCCCCGAACAAAGAGCUUUCUAAGGGAUAAUUGGGUCCUGUUGUACUUUGGCUUCACUCAUUGUCCGGAUAUUUGCCCCGAUGAGCUGGAGAAGCUAAGUUCUGCUGUUUCUUUGCUGGACAAGGAUCCGGCACUGCCCCAUGUUUUGCCUGUGUUCAUCACAGUAGACCCAGAGCGUGACAGUGUGGCAGCCCUCGCCAAGUAUGUGAGCGACUUCCACCCGAGACUUCUGGGGCUUACGGGGAGCACUGAGCAGGUGAAGGAAGUGGCAAAAGCGUAUCGGGUUUACUACAGCACAGGGCCCAAAGAUGAGGACAAUGAUUACAUUGUGGAUCAUACCAUUAUGAUCUACCUGCUCAAUCCAGACGGACUAUUUACAGAUUACUACAGCCGGGGCAAGACUGACCAGGAAAUAGCCGACAGUGUGAGAAGACACAUGCAGACUUACACAUCAAUCUUUGGGUGACAAGACCUUGCUUUGUUGAUAAUAGAGGUUAUAAAUGGCCAGUCAAAAAAGGGCGAGGGUUAAUAGAAUACUACCCCCAGAUUAAAGGGCAUAUCUACAAACAAAAA
Molecule: messenger RNA, 1099 nt
Organism: Xenopus tropicalis (tropical clawed frog)
Lineage: Eukaryota; Metazoa; Chordata; Amphibia; Anura; Pipidae
Gene: sco2
Product: synthesis of cytochrome C oxidase 2
Exons: 3
Coding region: 171-992 (273 amino acids)
Biological process (GO): respiratory chain complex IV assembly
Cellular component (GO): mitochondrial inner membrane
Source: RefSeq, a predicted model, not a curated record